Molecule: messenger RNA, 4129 nt
Organism: Drosophila virilis
Lineage: Eukaryota; Metazoa; Arthropoda; Insecta; Diptera; Drosophilidae
Gene: cup
Product: cup
Biological process (GO): negative regulation of translation
Cellular component (GO): nucleus; cytoplasm
Molecular function (GO): mRNA binding
Source: RefSeq, a predicted model, not a curated record
UGCACAACACACAUUUGCAUCCAUGAGCAGGCGCACGAUUGAAAAGACAAAAUAACGGCAUCUACGAACUCGCCAUAAACGUGAUUUCAUUUUGCAAUAUAUAAAGUUACACUUUGCAUUAAAAUUUUAAAGUGCUUGUUUUUUUUUUUAACCAAUAAAAAUAAUUAAAUUAUUAAAAUGUCGACUAGUGCAAAGCAAAUGCUCGAAGCAGAAGUGAUCAAAGAAGAAAAUGGCGCUGGCGCUUUAGAACCAAAGCAAUCACCAAAGGAGCAACGCAAAAGCAAGCGAAAACAUUACCUUUCAAUGGAUAAUGAAGGUGCUGACCGUGCAGAUGCUGAUUUCGAUGCCCAACAAGUGCUAACACCUGUUGAGAAAGCGAAAUUCGCAAUGCCUCCACCGCCGCCACCAUCCACACCAGUUCAAACUCCACAGCCAACGUCGGCGGCAAUCGCCGCAGCGCCCGACACUGAGGAUGACGAGGCGAAUUCGGAAAAAUGGGAAGAUCCUUGUGCGCCACCACCGCCGCCCCCAUUGCCCAACAAUGCAUUGGCAACUGGUCAGGGCUAUGCCAAACUGACCGCCAUUAAGUUAAAAGACGCUCUGGAGGAGGCCAUUACAAAAAUGGAGAUCCACAAGCGAGAGCAGCACCGGGCGAAUUUCGAUUCCGUACCAAAUAUGUUGGAUGAAUUGAAAACCGAUGCUGUCCAAAUGUCGCCUACAUGUUCAGUUAAAAGUACUAUCAAUCCGUCCACACAAGCCAUUAUCGUGCAUCCGAAGUGCAACAAGCCCGCUGUCAUACGCAAACUGGAAAGAAAGAUGAAAGUUGGCAAAUUGCUGGCCAAGCAACGUCAAGCUCCGCAUGCGGUCAUAUCCAAAGAGGCCAUACCCUUGCCACCAGCAGGAACAGGAACAGCAGCAACAGCAGGGAUUGCUCAUGAUGAUGAAAGCCAGGGUUUAAUGACUUUGCAGGUGCUGUCGGCACGCGCCUCCACGCCUUAUACUCAGCCAACGAGCCUGUUGUCCUGUGACUUGCACCUGAGCCCGCCACCAAAUGAUGCCAAGACAGCUGCCAAAAAAUCGCUGCCUCAGAUGGCGUUACCACAACAACAACAGGCGGCAACACAAAAAACACGCAGCAUCUCGGCAACAGCUGUCUCGGGCAGUCUGCGUCUGCCCAAGCUACGCAACACACAAUCGGCUGUGAUAUUACCCAGUCCCAAAAUGGAUACACCCAUGCAGCAUUAUACGCGUCAGCAUUUGUUGGAUAUACGGAAUUCAAUGGUACAUGCACUCAUGCAUCGCUCCAAGGAGUCUCUGACCUUUACUAUGCCGCGCAUCGCCACCUGCGAUGACAUUGAACUGGAGGGUCGACUGCGCCGCAUGAAUCUAUGGCGAAACGUGGACUCGGCACCCAAUGCUCGCAACGGCAACAGCUUUAAACCACGUGUAAAUCUCCAUAAUGCCAACGGCAGCAACGAGUGCAUGCCCGCCUUCUAUAAGAAUAAAAAUAAACAACAGUUGAUCACCGAUGAGUCCAUCAUACAGAGCCAGCCGCCACAACCGCAGCAGGAUUUUCAGGAUCCGGCUAUUGUUAAUCAAAGACGCAUCGGCAGCGGACGUCUAUCGCAUACGAAAUGGUCUUACAACAACAACGACUACAAGUCCGUGCAAUCGUACAACAACAACAAUAAUCAUCAGCUGAAAGCCAUAGGAAAAUCUCACAUGGAUGAUAUAGAGCAUCAUAACAAAAACUCCAGCAAUAUGACGGUGUUAAAGUUCUUUGAUAAUGGCGAGAUCAGCAGUACGCAAUUGAAUGGCACAAAGCAGUCGAGUGGCCGACCAAAUACGCCCAUAAUGGGCAUGUCCAACAACAAUCGGUCGGAAAACGAAAGCUUGAAAUCAAAUGAAUCCGUCGAGGAUCUGAAUCGAGCCAACGAGAAUUACGUAAAGCGUGUCAUGUCUGGCUUUUUGGUCGUCUCCAAGCCAAAAUCUCGCGAUUCGGAGGAGCGACACUAUCGUCGCUAUAGAAACCAAAAUGAGGAGCCGGAGUGGUUUAGCUGUGGUCCCACCUCAAGACUCGAUACAAUCGAAUUAUGUGGCUUUGAUGAGGAUGAGGAGAAAAUGCUCAAAGAGGGAAAACACGCCACCAACGAUGCAAAUAGAGAACCCAUCAUGCAAAAGCACAAAAUCGAACAUAGCAAAUACAAAUGGCAACAUCCUGACACUAUUGGCCGCAGCACAAGCAGCAGCAACGGCAACAUUGCCGGUAAAUUUAUGCCAAAGAGCGACAGCAAUAACAACAACAAUGCAUCGGAGAACAUGAACAAAGUGAACUCAAGUGAGCAUCCGCAGCAGCAGCAGCAGCUACAAAAGGAUGAGAAACGAUAUGGCAAUCGUGCGCCACAGUUUAAUAGCUUCAAUCACAAUCAAAAGACAUUUGAUAAUAAUAGCUAUGCACGCACCGAAGUCAAUUAUCAGCAGAAACAUCAACAACAGCAGCAGCAACAGCAGCAGCAGCAUGCGUCAAACACAAACAACAACAAUUCAAAAUUCAUGUCCUUUUUUGCACGCGAACGUCAGGAGAAGAAUGGCUCAUCCUCAUCACUGAAUGAGUUCUUUAAGCAGGCCAUGAGCCAGACCAACAUUGGCAACAACAAUAACAACAACAACAAUAUCUGCAACCAGAACUUGGAGCAGCCCAAAAGCCUCGGUUAUGUUAAUCAAAUGCCAUCCGUUGAUCAGCUCGAAGCCAAAUGGCGUCGCAAUUCGCUUGGUAAUAUGAACGAUGUACCAGCUGCAGGAGCAGGAGCAGGAAUAGCAGCCCAGCCUAUCAACAAUAACAUAAACAAUAAACAAUCAGAUAGUUUCCAAAAAUUAAUUGGUGCUCUAAAUGGUGCCAAACCGCAAAUAGUGCCGCCCCAGCUGCCGGCACAGCAGCCGCCAGUCGGCAACGAUGCCAUCUCCAAUUUUAUUAUACAACAGCAACAAUAUCAGCAGCAACAGCAGAAGCAACACGUGCUCAUCCAACAGCAGCAACAGCAGACCGCCUUUCUGGCCAGCCUUCAGCUGAAGGCCAUACUGGGACGCGCCGAUACGCAACUGUUGUUACUCCGUCUGACCAAAGGUGAAAUUUCUAAGCAUGGACUGCUGGUGCAGUUGGCCAAUCCGCGCUUAACCAACAUGGAUCGCGAGGCUAUAACGGCUGUGCUGCAGUUCACCAAUACGCAGCAGCAGCAACAACAGCACCAACAGCAGCUGGAGAUGCUAUCGAGUACAGUGAUUGCCAGUCAGCUACAGAAUCUACACAAUUUGGCCAUUGUCCAGCAGACGCUUGCCGCGCGGCAGCAGCAGCAGCAGCUACAACAGCAGCAGCAGCAGCAGCAGCAACAACAGCAGCAAGCGCUUCCGCAGCAACUAUCACAGGAGGAUCUGCAGGCGCAUGCCAACACCAUAAUGCGCAAUGCGGUCAUGAAGCGCAAAAUGGAGGAGCAGACCUCAAAGCUGCUCAACAUGAAUGCCGCCGCAGCGGGCAAACAGCAGCCCAUGCAGCAGCAGCAAGUGCGCGGCCAAUUGCCGGCCAUGCAUGGGGCACGAACUGGACGCCAGGAGACAUCUUCAAAUGCAUUGCUGAAUUCGCUUAUCGCUGGCAAAAACCAUUCGGCAGCUAACGGGAUCAUGAUGCAAUCCCAACAGCAGCAACAGCAGCCAGUUGUUGCCGCCAAUUCACGGCAUACUGACGCAGCUCUGCGUUUCGCAGAAAACGCAAAUUUGCAAAUUGGUGAAUUGGCCCAGCCUGCGGGACAGUAUCAAUCAUAUGCACAGACACAACAACAGCAACAUCUGCAAUACGCAGCACAGCAAAUGCGCCAACAACAAAACAAUCAGAACAACAACAAUAAUAGCAACAAUAACAAUAAUAUCAACAACAACAACAACAACAACAUUAACGUAAACACAAAUAAUUUUAACAAACCUCAAAUUCAAUCACAGCAGCCGAUGGCAAUGCUCACCAGCGGCAGCGGCGGAGAUGAGCUUCAUUAAACAAUUUGCCUCAACGACUGUCGGCAUGAUGGCCAUCGCCAUCGGAUCCACGGCUGUCGUAUAUUGCACCAAUCGUUUUUUAAUUAAA